Molecule: messenger RNA, 4793 nt
Organism: Amoebophrya sp. A120
Lineage: Eukaryota; Dinophyceae; Syndiniales; Amoebophryaceae
Source: the annotation of a GenBank genome assembly
AAGAAAACCGUAGAGAAUCACCUGGGAGCCCCAGUAACAAUAUGCAGCUUUUUGGAAUACAUAUAGUGGUAGAACUCCUUUUAUCACACACGCGCCGCCAGCAGUGAAGUUCCUUUUUCUGAAUCACAACAAAGAGAAAACCGAGACAAAUGAGAGCAGGCGUUUUUAUGGUUAGGGUAAAGUGUAGCCAGCGCUAUGACAGAGACAGAGAAGCUUUUAGUUCUGUGCGAAGAUAAUCCGCUACAUAGUAUCGGGAUCAAGUACUAAUACAUAAUCGCUGCAAUUCGCUAUCCUAGUUGUCUACUACCGCAGGUUUCUUCUGAUACUCAGCCGCUGCAAAGAUGUAUAAUCUUCUACGUAAUGCAAAUUCGUCUGAGUCUGGGAGGCAUGCAAACCUUCAUAAUUGUGGAGUUGAGAAGAACAAGAAGCAACAGAAAAAGUUUCUUUUUCUUUUUCUAUUGCCUCUUGUCCUUGUUCAUUCCCAGUUUACUGUUUUAGUGCUGCAUAAAUGCACCCUGUUGUAAUGCUGCUUACGCAUUGGAUCGGUGUAUGAGAGGAGUAGCGUGGACGCGCAAAUAAAAGAAAAGUAUUGGUAUUCAUCUUGAAUGAAAGAACUUAUCAUGCCUCGGUGGGUAGUGAAGUCGAAAUCCGUGGCGCAUGUUGAGACUACCGUUGCAAGUUUCCAGACCCAGACGCAUUUGCAUCUGAUUGCUCCAGCAAAAUCGUACUGGAGGAGCACCAGCUGCUGGCCUCCAGUUUCGGCCUGUCCUACUCCCGACAACCGAAACGCCGAAUCGUAUGCAAGACAGAUUCGCUGUCCACACACAAAAGAUAGCACGAAACCUGACACCCGGAGCACUUGCGAUGGCAUGUUGAAAACGUGCUAACCAAUGGAGUAGAAAGAGAUUAGAAUAAAUCCUCAGCAUUGAGAAGAGAACCUGUUUUGUAACGAGCAUGCAGAUAAUGACAUGUAAGCGCAGCCAUUGGUUGUACGUGUGCAGCGAAGUUGUAGUGGAUAGACCAGCGAAUCACCCGUUUGGAGCAGCGCAUGGUGUAUCGAAGAAAAAAGCUAUGUUUUUGUUUAGUGUGAGUGUCCUGUCUUGUAGAGCCACAGCAUGCAAAGCAGUUUACUCACAUUUGUCAUGUUGGAUAGGCAUGGAGCCCUCCCCUUUUCAAAUAGCCACUCACGUCGUACUAGUAUACGCAUGACACACCUUCUCAUUUUCAGAUAGGCAUGAAGCACCUUUUGGUAUCGGCAUAGAUAAAUAGAUAAAAGCCUAUCGUGCCAAACUAUGUUUAGCACGAUAGGCGGUCUAUUUAUCGUAAUACCGGGCUGUAGGCUUCUCAAUCUCAUGCGGUCGCGCCAACAAACUUAAACUAAAAGAGUUUUUUUCCUGCGAUAUGGCCACCGCCGAGAACCGGGUCACAAACGUGGAGGGCUCCGUGGUAGGACUCUCAAACCGCAUGAAUACGGUUGAGAACCGAGUCGACAAGGCGGAGGGUAAGAUUGGCAUCCUCGAGAUUGCCGCCGAGGAGACCAAAAUUGCGCUCGAGGCGGACGAGUAUAAGGCUAUCCGAUGCAAAUAUGUCACGGACUGAAAAGUAUGAACUGCAAAUGUGUCCGGGUCUGGAGGCGUGGAGCUUGUGAUGCUGUCUUGUUUGGAUACUCAUUAUAUAUAACACCUGUAUUGCAUGACCAGCUAGAAGAGUCCAGUUUGUGCUAGUACGCGGAGGGUGCAUUUUUCAUGCGGACUCGGCAUCAGAAAGUGAAAGGGUUCUGGAAAUCUGUGAUGCUAAGUCAUGCAAUACAGGCGUUAUGGGUCAUGCAAAAUUAUAUGCAUGACAAGCCUGGCAAUCUUCCAGACCCAGGCAUAAUUGCAGUUGAUAGAAAGCAGAAAUGUCACUUCGUUGUAGUGCUCCGGAUGGCGUCGCCAGUGGCUGUCAAUCACGCCUCAGCAAGAGGUUGCGGCAGCAGGAGCUUCUCGCUCUGCUCGUUGCCAGAAAGUUUGUGGAGCCCAGUUGGUACUAAGUAGCCAAGGUGGCGACUGCACGUGCCAAGGCUCGUCUUGUUCAAGCAUGACAUGGCUUCAAUAAUGUACACACACACACAGAGAAGAAGAGCUAGUGCAAGCUCUGCUUUCCGUGGCAGUGACGUAUUUAUAUUGGAUAAAGAAGAUAGCCGCGCAGCUGACGUCCCUUCGCUCCCGCUACUUCGCUGGGCCGGUGUUCGCCGAGAUGCAGGAGGCAUUGGAGUAUCCUGAUGAAAAUUAUGGAAACUACCCUAGAAAUUGGCCACGCAUGUUUGACAUGAUCAACUAGCAACGCAGAGACUGUGCUUUAUAAUUCUUGCGCUCGGUCUCGGAUAAGGAUUGCAUUACAAAAUCGGGUAGUUGGAGAUUUUCUCUCCGCAUAUCGGAAACGCGUUUGACAUGCCCUGGACGACGGAAAACAUCAGGGACCUACUUAUGCAUUGCAAAAGGAUCGCACCACUAGCAAUACAUUUAGAGCGCACAACAAUGGGAAGUAGCCUCCCAAGUUGAACACGAGGUCGCAUCGUAAAGCUGCCUAAGGUACUUUGGUGCCAGACUUGUCAUGCAGUCCUGCAAGUAGUGUGAUUGUGAUAUUAUGAGUGCGAUACUUUUGUGAAGAAUACUUCCUAUGCGGUGCAAACAUGUCUAGGUCCACUCUGAGACCCUGACUCGCGGUUGAAUCAACAGGCAGCAUCGUGUAGGAUUGAAACAAGGAUCCAAGCGAGCACAUACAUGACAAAACUCCAGAGCUGAGAUGCCUAUAUACGUGGCGCGCAUGAUAGUUAAGUACGCAGCUCCUGUGCCUCUUUACAUGACAAAAGUACAGGCACUGGCGCUGGCUAGACACCCAAUGCAACACUGACAGAGCCCCAGUGGGCAACAAGAACAGGCACCAGUACAACUGUGACGCAUCCUCCUCUUGCAGACUCUGACUAGUUUGCAACGCAUACUGAUGCCCCGGAAGUUCUCGCGGGAAACGGCCCCGGACUGCAUCAACGACGGCUCUGAGUCUCUCCCGGAGCAGAAGCAGGCGCUGCACGUCUGGAAGGAAUACGUACUCGAGUCGAAGUCUGCCUGCGACAAGAUUCUGUUCGACCAGAGCAUCGCCAUGUCGGAAACAGAAAUCAAGGCGCUGCAGAUGUGUAGCGACCUGAUCGGAGACUUCUGCGACGGACUGCAGAUCAAGACGGGGGACAGCAAGAAUUUAACCAUCAACCAGCACGAGACCUUAUGGAGGGGAAGGGAUUGUCUUUCAUCUCUCACACAGAAAAUGAAAACUGCAUCAGCAACAUCCUAGUCCUACAAAGAAAGAAAAUAAAAGCUACACUGUCAUACGCUUACGCACCGGCACGGCAUUGGCAUGCUGUUUUUUCCUUACACACUGGAGCUUUUUUUGGCCAAGUAGAACAACUGCGGAAAGCCAUUCGCUUCCCCUCCAUACAUAAAAACCACUGCGGAUUGCGGCCCAGCUUCCCCGCCGGACGCGCCCUCCGCGUAAGAACUCAUCUACACGCAGCUGGAGCUGAAACUGUACGUCUCUUUAUCACUCAUCUUCCUUGUUCGUCUUCUACAACUACGCUAGGCAAUCACGGACAACAACGGCGCAAAGAGAAAACGGACACCCACGUGGUUUCGCCGGUAUAUUGAGGAAUUUACGUUAGGUUUGAGUUUGUGUUUGUCAUGCAUGAUAUUAUCUCCUUCUUACGGAGGCGAGAAAAAUUUAAUUUUUUUGAAAGAAAAUAGCCACAGAUGCUUUUUUUGUACCUUCAUCUCGCCGAUGCAAGAAAUAAUAAAAUAAACUUCGGAGGUGGACGACUGUAGGGUCGACAGGUCGGGCGGUUCGAGACGAGAUCGACAGGUCGGGCACAGGAACGAACUUCGUGAAAAACGUGUGUUUAUCGGCUGCAAACAUGUCGGGAGCUGGAAACUUUUGUUGCUCAUACCGGGACUGCAUGACGGCCACUCAGACUGCAGAAGAGCAGGAAUAUGACUAAAGGACUCAUUCGUAUUUAGCAUUACAAACUGCGAUCCAGCAUGACAAAAGGAUUUGCCGCUCCUGCCAUUCAUGCGUCACAGAUCUUGCAGUUGUCCUUGAAGGUAUCACAUCACAAAUCCAGGCCCAGACAUUUUUGCAAGGCAUAGGGUGCUUGUCCGCUAACAGGUGUUGCAAAGAUCACCACGAUGUAUUUUACACACCUUUUUCAAUCACAGUGUGCACGGCAUGACAGUUUUGGCAGCUGGCUGCAGAAGAACAAGAACAUAAAAGUGGUGCAUCAAUGUCGUGCGAGAAGUAGAUCUGCAGGGACAGUAGAUACACGCAGACUUUGUCCAACGAAGCAAACACAAUUGGACAUUUCCAUUUGAAGAAUUUAUAAAACGUCGUCAAGCAUCUACUCCACUAUCACUAGUCACACAAAAAUUUACAGGUUUUAGAACAGAAUUUUUUGAUUACAGUAAGUACACUCUUUCGCGAGUACAGGCAAAGCUCGUUCUAAUUGAUAUCCAUUGAAAAGCAUGUGAAGUAGCGUGCAUUUAUUUUUUUGUAUCUCAGAUUCGGUACCAAGUCUUUGCAAUUACGCUGUGUGCGCCUGUCCAAUUGCAAAGAUGAUUGCGACUGCAGCAGCAGCUGGAAUGAGAAUUAGAACACGAAAUACAGAUAAGUCGUCCCAUGUUGGCGGUUAAAUUGGUAGCGACUGAAAUUCAAAUUGUAACUCAUUGUAUAGUAGCAGCAAGUGGCGCAAGAAGCGUCAAUGCUUUCCCCGU